UUUAGUAAUUAUUUUUAAAUUGAUUUUGAAGUGCUCGCUAAAGAUUGACAAACAAUGAAUACUUUAAUAAAAUUAUUUUUACUUUUCUGCAUAUUUUAUUACACCAAGUCUAUUGUAAUAGAAUCGGUUGUUAAGUUUAUUAAAAAUGUCGAAUCACAGGAUGGAGAAUUCAAGUUUAAUAUAGGUGAUUUAAAAAUUCCAUAUUACUUUAAUCCAGUUGAUGACGAAUGGAAAAGAGAAAAAUGUAGUAGCUUGGGGUUUACAUAUAAAGAACCUGUAACGCACCAGCUCUUAACUAUAAAUGUGGUUCCUGUUGAUAUACUGAACAAUAGACAUUAUUUAUUCAGAACUUUGUCUAAUAUAAUAUGUGGAGAUAGCAAUUUACACAGUAAACUGAAAAAACAAGUUUCUCUCAGCCUAAUAGAAAAUCCAAUCAUGGAAGAAAUGUUUGGUACUAAAGAAAAUUUCAGUGAUUAUUUAAGUAAAUUCGUGCUAAUUAAAGACUCAGAUACGACUAUGGAUGAAGGAGCGGUGAAACAAUGUCCGAUUUGUUAUGAAGAUUCUACAUCAACUUUAUGGGAUUGUAAACACCGAUUGUGUCACAAUUGUUCUGAAAUGAUGUUACAGAGAAAACAAAUGAAGUGUCCACUUUGUAGAGAAAACAUUUCAUACAUUACAGACAAGGAAACGGGGAAUGUAAAAAAUUUAUGUGGACCGAUAGAAUUAAUAGGUGCAGCUUAUUAUUUGGAUGUGUGUAUUUAUGCAUAUUAUAUAGAUGGUGGUUGGAUGUUAUUUAGUAAAGGAUGGCCAAAAUAUGACGAACUUGAUAUGCAAGACGAAAAGUGUAUUUAUUUAUAUAUGUCAACCGAUUACAUAGGCAUUAUUACUGAUGUAACAAAUCCAUAAAUUGUUAUUCGCUAAUAACAUAAAAUCACUUGUAGUAAUAUAUGAUAAUAUAAUAUAAGUGUUUAUAUAAGAUAAUAAUUUUUUUCUUAAAAUACAUAAAAUUACACGUUUCGAAAACUUAAAUUUAAACAAAAAAAUAAUUGAAGAUAAAAAAAGUAUUUUAAAUAAUGUAGUCUAAAUACCAUUUUAUUCAUAAUCAAUACUGCUCAGAACUUAAUGCAUCUAUAAAGUUUAUUUUAGUCACUUAAAGUAUAUCAAUGAUAAAUAAAUAUUCAUGUUAAUUUUUAUAAACACAAUUUAGUGUAUAAUAAUUAGAAAUUUAGUUUUGGGGGAUGUAGAGGAGUUUACUUUCCCUAAAACAUAAAAUAUUCCUAGGACGCUGUAUACACUUAUGUUACUUACUUUUCACUUUUUUGGAUGUCUCAGAAGAGGUUUAAACAAAUUUUAUAAAUGCAUUAAGUCCCAAGCCUUAAUAAUUUUAACAAAAAAUUCAUAACACUUGUGUAAAAUUUUACAAUACUUGUAUACAAACUUGAGUAAAAUUUUUAGAGAAUGGAAUAAAAUAUUUUUGUAUGAUUUAUAGUCUGUAUGUAAUGAUAAAAAUUCUAGAUAAAAAUAAUGUUAAACAUUAAAUUGUAAAUAAAAUUUCCUAUAAUUUA
Daktulosphaira vitifoliae (grape phylloxera) is the source of this 1565-nucleotide messenger RNA. RefSeq lists its product as uncharacterized. NCBI's taxonomy places the organism in Eukaryota, Metazoa, Arthropoda, Insecta, Hemiptera, Phylloxeridae. The transcript has 6 exons. The record is from RefSeq and is a predicted model, not a curated record. Bases 55 to 906 code for a protein of 283 amino acids.